Molecule: messenger RNA, 1257 nt
Organism: Brassica rapa (field mustard)
Lineage: Eukaryota; Viridiplantae; Streptophyta; Magnoliopsida; Brassicales; Brassicaceae
Product: chaperone protein dnaJ C76, chloroplastic
Molecular function (GO): iron ion binding; electron transfer activity
Source: RefSeq, a predicted model, not a curated record
AAAGGAUUUUUUAAAAAAUAUUAAUUCAAAAAAUAUCGACUUGGUUUAUUGAUCGGGAACGAAUCUGAUCGGUUCGGAUCAGACCCUUGUGAGGUUCUUCAAUGGCGCAGCUACUCUCCCCUGUUUGCACUGAUCUUCUCAAGUUUCAGAGCUCUGUUCUCAGCUCCAGAUCAAGUACCUCGCGAUUCUCGGCGAAGACUAGCGGCGCUGCUUCGUCGUGGUGCUUACGAAAGAGACGAAGCAGCAGCACCAUCGGAAGAUUGAGAGUUGCAACGGAAGACGCUUCUUCUCUCUCCACCGGCGACGUCGCCGAUGACUACUACGCCGUUCUCGGAUUGCUUCCAGAUGCGACACCAGAGGAGAUCAAGAAAGCUUAUUAUAACUGUAUGAAGUCUUGUCAUCCUGACUUGAAUGGGAAUGACCCUGAAACCACAAACUUCUGCAUGUUCAUUAACGAUGUUUACGAGAUUCUUAGUGACCCUGUACAGAGAAUGGUGUACGAUGAGAUCCAUGGGUACGCAGUGACUGCUACCAAUCCUUUUCUUGAUGACUCUAGCCCGAAAGAUCAUGUCUUUGUUGAUGAGUUUGCUUGUAUAGGGUGCAAGAACUGUGCCAAUGUGGCUCCGGAUAUAUUUCAGAUUGAGGAGGAUUUUGGGAGAGCAAGGGCGUGUAACCAGCGUGGCAAUCCUGAUUUGCUUCAGCAAGCAGUUGAAACAUGCCCGGUUGAUUGUAUAUAUCAGACUUCUGCGGGGCAGUUGUCGUUGCUUGAAGAUGAGAUGCGUAGGGUUGAGAGAGUGAAUGUUGCUCUGAUGCUUUCUGGAAUGGGGUCAGGAGCUGUUGAUGUUUUCAGAAUGGCGAGAUCUCGAUGGGAAAAGAGGCAAGCAAAAGUCUUGAAUCAAGCUAGAAGUAGAAUGAUGAAGCGGAAAAGCACAGACGAGGAACCUUCCUAUUGGGAUAACCUCUGGGGGAAAGAUAAUCAAUACCAGAAAAGCGAGGAAGAAGUACAAGAACGAGCACAGCGAGCCGCCGCAGCAGCUAGGAGAUGGAGGGAAUACUCACGAAGAGGCGUGGAUAAGAGGCCCACCUUCAAACUCCCUGACUCCUCCUCCUCCUCCAGAGGAGACAACUGAAACCACCACCUCCAGACAUGAUAGUAAAAGUAUAUAUGUAAUAACUUCACUGUUCUAGAAGACUUGUAUAGCUUUCUUACCACAUGGAUUUGUGGAAGAAGAAAAACAAGUGUAUAAAACAUUUUCA